Molecule: messenger RNA, 1614 nt
Organism: Dryobates pubescens (Downy woodpecker)
Lineage: Eukaryota; Metazoa; Chordata; Aves; Piciformes; Picidae
Product: gastrula zinc finger protein XlCGF26.1-like
Exons: 1
Coding region: 1-1614 (537 amino acids)
Biological process (GO): regulation of DNA-templated transcription
Molecular function (GO): DNA-binding transcription factor activity, RNA polymerase II-specific; RNA polymerase II cis-regulatory region sequence-specific DNA binding
Source: RefSeq, a predicted model, not a curated record
AUGAUGAUGCUGAGGAGAAUGGUGACUAUGAGUAAUGAAGAGGAGGAUAAUGAUGAUGAAGGUGACCAGGGUGAGGAGAAGGGAUGUAUGGAGGAGGAUGAAGCCAGAGCAGGUCCCUCAGUGCCACCCAAGCAGCUGAAUCAGUGCCCUGAGUGUGGGCAGAGCUUCCCACCUGGCUCAGAGCCGGUGAAGCACCACUGCCCCCAGCCUGGCCCCCGGCCCUUUGUCUGUGGGGACUGUGGCAAGAGGUUCAGCCAGGGCUCUCAGCUCAUCCGACACUGCCGCACCCACUCUGGAGAGAAGCUGUUCCCCUGUGCUGAGUGCAGCAAGAGCUUUACCACAAGCUCCAGACUCCUUCAGCAUCAACUCAUCCACAGAGGGGACAAACCAUACAGCUGUGCCGACUGUGGCAGGAGCUUCACCCUGAAGGGGAAGCUAAGCCAUCACCGUUGUGUGCACACCGGAGAGAAGUCUUUCACCUGCACUGACUGUGGCAAGAGGUUUUGCAGGCCCUCUGGCCUCAUGAAGCACCGCCUUACCCACACUGCACCCAAACAGUUCACCUGUGCUGUCUGUGGGCGGAGCUUCACCCGGAGCUCAAUCCUCACCACCCACCGCCUCACCCACACUGGUGAGAAGCCAUACAGCUGUGCUGUCUGCGGCAAGAGUUUCUCUCAGAAGGCUAACCUCAGCCAGCACCGCAGUGUGCACAGCACUGAGAAGUCCACCUGCAGGGACUGCGGCAAGAGCUUCAAACGCAGGUACUACCUUACCAUCCACCGCCGCAUCCACAGCGGAGAGGGGUUCCCCUGUGCUGAGUGUGGCAAGAGCUUCACCACGAGCACGGCAUUCAUCCAGCACCAACUCAUCCACAGCGGCGAGAAACCAUACAGCUGUGCCGACUGUGGCAAGAGCUUCAGACAGAGCUCCACCCUCACCCUCCAUCGCCGUACCCACACAGGUGAGAAGCUGUACAACUGCGCUGUCUGUGGCAAGAGUUUCACUACAAAGUCUUCCCUCACCCAGCACCACAGUGUGCACACUACCGAGAAGCCCUUCACCUGCAGGGACUGCGGCAAGAGCUUUAGCCACAGCACCACCCUCGCCAUCCACCGCCGUGUCCACACCGGAGAGAAGCUGUUCCCCUGUGCUGAGUGCGGAAAGAGCUUCACCAUAAGCACCAGACUCAUCCAGCACCAACUCACCCACAGUGGUGACAAACCAUACAGCUGUGGUAUGUGCAGCAAGAGUUUCACCACAAGCACCAGACUCAGACAGCAUCAACUCAUCCACAGUGGUGAGAGACCAUACAUCUGUGCUGACUGCGGCAAGAGCUUCACCUGCACCUCUAGCCUCACCCAGCACCGUCGUCUGCACACCGCUGAGAAGGCUUUCACCUGUUCUGAGUGCGGCAAGAGCUUCACCCGUAGGAGCAUUCUCAUUUGCCACCUCCGCAGCCACACUGGUGAGAGGCCUUUCACCUGCCCCGACUGCGGCAAGAGCUUCAGCCGCAGCGCCUAUCUCACCAAGCAUCGCUAUAGUCACACUGUUGACCAGCCCACAGUACAGGGGAUGGGAGAUAGACCCAACCAGGGUCUAUUGGGGGAAUCGUGA